GUCCGCAAACGGACUUCCUUCCUCCAGGACCAGUUCACCUGCCCCGACGAAUAUGAAGACCCAGGGGUCCUCUAUGAGGCCAUCCAGUCCUUUGAGAAGAAAGUAGUGAUCUGCCACGAGGGUGACCCGGCCUGGAGGGGCGCUGUGCUAUCCAACAAGGAGGAGCUGCUCACCCUGCGGCACGUGGUAGACGAGGGCACAGACGAGUACAAGGUCAUCAUGCUCCACAGGAGCUUCCUGAGCUUCAAGGUUAUCAAGGUUAACAAAGAAUGUGUCCGUGGCCUCUGGGCCGGCCAGCAGCAAGAGCUCAUAUUCCUUCGCAACCGCAACCCAGAGCGUGGAAGCAUCCAGAACAACAAGCAGGUCCUCCGAAACUUGAUUAAUUCCUCCUGUGACCAGCCUCUGGGGUACCCCAUGUAUGUCUCCCCGCUAACCACGUCCUACCUAGGGACCCACAGGCAGCUGCAGAGUGUCUGGAGCAGCCCCGUCACUUUGGACGGCAUCAGGACGUGGUUCCGAACCAAGUGGUUAAGGGUGCGCAAGGGCUGUGAUUCUGGCCAGGGAGGCGCCGGCAACAUUGAAGACGUGGACGGGAGGGCUGCCCUCUCUGCAGGCGGCGGCCACGCUCUGGGCGGUGAGAACCAGGAGAGCAGCACGGAACAGCCCGGAAAAGAUGGGACCCACCACUGGUCGCCCCGCGAAGGGACACAGAGGACAGGCAGAAGGAGUCAGUCUGUCCAGGCCCCUGGGGCGUUAUGCCAAAGGCCGGCCACGCUGAGCUCGUCCGGCCCGAUCCUAGAAAGCCACCAGGCCUUCCUGCAGACGUCCACGUCGGUCCACGAGUUGGCCCAGAGGCUCUCAGGCAGCCGGCUCUCCCUACACGCCUCGGCCGCGUCCCUGCACUCGCAGCCCCCGCCCGUCACCACCAUGGGCCACCUGAGCGUCCGCGAGCGGGCCGAGGCGCUGAUCAGGUCCAGCCUGGGCUCGUCCACCAGCUCGACCCUGAGCUUCCUCUUCGGCAAGAGGAGCUUCUCCAGUGCCCUGGUCAUUUCUGGACUCUCUGCUGCGGAGGGGGGCAACACCAGCGACACCCAGUCGUCCAGCAGCGUCAACAUCGUCAUGGGCCCCUCGGCCAGGGCCGCCAGCCAGGCCACACGGCACUUCUCUGAGCCGUGUGAACCCACCGAGGCCACCGAGCAGGGGCAGCGUCGCGACCGCCGUCCGGCUGGGCCCGUGGCAGAGAACGGGGCACUGCUGUGCAGGAGAGCCAGCCAGGAGGACAUGGGCCUGGACGACACGGCCUCCCAGCAGAGUGCUUCGGAUGAGCAGUAGGGGCAGGGGCUGGAGGGGGGCCCUGCUCUGCAGCCGUGAGAGCCGCUCUAGCAACCCGAGGGACGCUACCUCAGGUUCUCGAAGGACGUCUCCCAUGGCGAUGAAACACGUGACAGCACACCUCCCUCCCCUCCCCGCCCCCCCGACGCUGCUCCAAGCUGCCCCCCCCACCCCCGGAGCUCCCGGGCGUGGCACGCACAACUUCCAGAAUUUGAAAAUUCUAACAAAAGCCAGGUAAUAGCUUAAAACAGCUAGAGUAAAUAGAGCGCCUAAGUCCCUCUUUCCCGCCCUGAAGAAAAUAAGACCACUGCAUGUUAACCGAUUGGCAUUUUGGACACUCCCGUAAACCACGUUCAAGACGCAGUAGGGUUCCAUCGCCGCCUAAAGAAAACCUCACCUCUUCUAGCACAUUUAUGCAGAUGUUAAGUAUAAGCCAACGGCAGCUUUACUGAAACGUGGUAGUGCAUGCAGUCAUGUCUACACUCUACUAGUGACCCGAGUGUAGACAUCGAGUCCUGUGGGAGCGUGGAAAGCCAUCCGGACUCACGUGACGCUCCCCAUGAGUCAGGCCGGUCUCGCCCCGCGCUCCUGUCCACUCGCAGGAAUGUUCGCUUGUUUUCCGAGCCAAGCCAUCCUUCCCGUGUCAUAGAACACUCGCACACACCUUUGUUUUGGGAAUUAAAAUGUUUACAGUUA
Leptonychotes weddellii (Weddell seal) is the source of this 2028-nucleotide messenger RNA. The record is from RefSeq and is a predicted model, not a curated record. NCBI's taxonomy places the organism in Eukaryota, Metazoa, Chordata, Mammalia, Carnivora, Phocidae.